ACAGUCGAAUAAUUUUGUGAAGAACCUUUUCUUAUCUCCCAUUACAUUAGCAUAAAACACUUAUAUACGCAUGUUGAUGUUUCGAAAACCUAUUAUGUGGUCCGCAAGGAACGGAUAGUAGCGUGUAGAUUAAUUGUGGAUAAAAAAAAUAGAGACAUGACGCGUUUCAUUCUUCACGUACUGGCCCUUGCAGUAAUUUUGACUUCAGCUACUGCUAAAAGUUUAAACUGUUACCCAUUCUCAUUUGUGGACCGAAACCAAUGGGGCGCGGAACCGGCCAAAGGUCAGACUGCCCUGGGCGCUCCUGUGCAGUUUGUGGUCAUACAUCACAGCUACCAGCCAGGAGUGUGUCUGACCAGGCAGGAGUGUAUCACCGCGAUGAGGUCAAUGCAGAGCUUCCACCAGAACGACCAGGGUUGGGUCGACAUAGGUUACAAUUUCGCCGUGGGAGGCGAAGGUAGCGUGUACGAAGGCCGGGGGUGGGAGAACGUCGGCGCGCACGCAGUCGGCUACAACGCUCAAAGCAUUGGCAUCUGUAUUAUUGGAGAUUGGAUAAAUGUACUGCCACCAAGAGAAGCUCUAGAAGCCACGAAACAACUGAUACAGAUAGGAGUGAGCCUUGGAUAUAUCAGCCCUAACUACGUAUUGAUGGGUCACAGGCAGGCGUCAGAUACGGAAUGUCCAGGCAGUGCGUUGUUCAAUGAGAUCUCAACCUGGGACCAAUUCCGAAGAGACUGAAAAAAAACCAAUGAAUAUGUACACUUGUAAGCAGAUACACUUAACGCGUUAUUAAACUCCUAUUACGUUUUAGAAAUAA
Amyelois transitella is the source of this 817-nucleotide messenger RNA. Its product is annotated as peptidoglycan-recognition protein LB. The record is from RefSeq and is a predicted model, not a curated record. The transcript is spliced from 5 exons. Gene Ontology annotation, biological process: peptidoglycan catabolic process; innate immune response. Bases 157 to 738 code for a protein of 193 amino acids. Gene Ontology annotation, molecular function: zinc ion binding; N-acetylmuramoyl-L-alanine amidase activity; peptidoglycan binding. Lineage: Eukaryota; Metazoa; Arthropoda; Insecta; Lepidoptera; Pyralidae.